CCCGAAAUGAAUUUCGACCAGAUCCUCUCUGCCAUUGGAGGAUUCGGCAAAUACCAGAAGAUUUUGUACGUAUGGAUUUGUUUACCCCAGGUCCUGCUCGCCUUCCACAUGAUGGUGAGCAUCUUUACCGGAGCCACGCCGCCGCACCACUGCCGAGAGAGCUCAAGCUCAGCAACCGGGAAUCAUUCCUCCUUCCCGGGUACACUGAGCCUGAACUUCAGCCUUUCGGACUCCUCAUGCUUCUCCUCGGGCGUCCCGCUGCAGGGAAACCGCACUGAGCGCGAUGCAUGUGGCGAUGGAUGGGUGUACAGCAAGGAGACUUUCCAGAGUACCACAGUCACCGAGUGGGACCUGGUGUGCGACAAAGCGGGACUGAACAGUGUUGGUUCAUCUAUCUACAUGUUCGGCCUGUUGGUGGGAUCUGCAGUGUUUGGAGCCAUGGCUGACAGGUACGGCCGACGUUUCGUGCUGCUGCUGUCCAUCGCUCUUCAGACUGUGUUUGGAGUCGCCGUGGCCUUUGCGCCCAACUUUCCUGUCUACGUGAUUCUUCGCUUCUUAGUUGGUGCCACAAUAUCUGGAGUGAUCAUCAAUGCCUUUGUGCUGGGCACUGAGUGGACAUGCACCAAAAGGCGCAUGCUGGCUGGUAUCACCACCGACUACGCCUUUGGCCUGGGGUACAUGCUGCUAGCAGGCAUAGCGUAUCUGAUACGAGACUGGAGGAAGUUGCAACUGGCUAUAUCAGCACCGGGCUUCCUGCUUAUCUUCUAUAUAUGGGUGCUUCCUCAGUCUGCCAGGUGGUUGUUGGCCAAUGACAGGAGGGAGGAGGCCAUCGCACUUCUCCGCAAGGCAGCGCUUGUUAACGGACGGGUCUUACCUCCCUCUGUACAGGUUGAGAAGUGUGAUUUCUUCAAUGGAGGGAAGCAAAGACACUCAGCAGUGGAUCUUGUACGAACACCUCAGAUGAGAAAGAGGGCCAUCAUCUUGUUCUUCAUCUGGUUCGUGAAUGUGUUGGUGUAUUACGGCCUCUCGCUGGGCGUGUCCAGGUUAGGGACAAACCUCUACCUGACCCAGUUUGUGUUCGGGUUGGUGGAGAUUCCGGCUCGCUCUCUGGUCCUCAUCGUGCUACCCUACAGUCGACGUUUUUCGCAAAGCGGCUUUCUUGCCGUUGGAGGACUCGCCUGUUUGCUCAUGCUUGCUGUCCCUGCUGAUUAUCCCAGCGUCCUGAGUGGGCUCGCCAUGGUCGGGAAGUUUGGUAUAACAGCGUCUUUUGCUGUAAUAUAUGUGUACACUGCUGAAAUAUUCCCUACUGUGCUACGGCAAACAGGAAUAGGGGUAUCCAGUAUGUUUGCGAGGAUGGGCGGUGUGUUGGCCCCCAUUAUCAACAUGCUUCACAACCACAGCCCCACUAUACCUCUGGUCAUCUUUGGUACCUCCCCACUGCUGGGUGCUGUCUUGGCUCUGGGACUGCCCGAAACUGCCGGCAGACCUCUUCCUGACACAGUGGAGGACGCAGAGAACUGGGACAUGAGGUCACCAACCAACAAGGAGAACCCUGACAUGUGUGAGGGUGUUAGAGGAUCAGCCAGCAGCACAGAGGAACAGGAGCUACACCGCCUAAAAAGCCAGAGCUAACCACACGUAGUCACGGGCGGACACAUUCUGUUACUCACACAUUAUACGACCUCGACAUAACAACCUCUAUGCAACUAUAUGAUUGUGAGCUCUAUGCAAAAAAAAAAAAAAAAAGCCUAAAAACAACCC
Messenger RNA from Scomber scombrus (Atlantic mackerel), 1761 nucleotides. Its product is annotated as solute carrier family 22 member 6-B. Gene Ontology annotation, biological process: transmembrane transport. Gene Ontology annotation, molecular function: transmembrane transporter activity. Bases 7 to 1632 code for a protein of 541 amino acids. The record is from RefSeq and is a predicted model, not a curated record. NCBI's taxonomy places the organism in Eukaryota, Metazoa, Chordata, Actinopteri, Scombriformes, Scombridae. Gene Ontology annotation, cellular component: membrane. The transcript is spliced from 10 exons.